Messenger RNA from Lactuca sativa (garden lettuce), 492 nucleotides. The record is from RefSeq and is a predicted model, not a curated record. Lineage: Eukaryota; Viridiplantae; Streptophyta; Magnoliopsida; Asterales; Asteraceae.
UAAAUAUAUAAAUAAAUAAGGCAGAAAAUAGAAAGCAUGGUGGUUAUAAAAGAGGGUGGAAUGGCGAAGCUAAAUGACAUAGAGUCGAUUCUUGCAAGAUGUCUACAACAAUUGGAAAAGGAGCUCAAAACAUGCAUACCUUCUACAUAAAACCAGCAUUGAGAAAGGCGUAUCAUAGAAAGAGUGGGGGUGCUGAUCAUACUACAAAACUGAACCAUGACGAAGCUAAGAACAAGAAUUUGUGCAGCGGGUCUCUUUCAGAUGCUAAUAUCGUUUGGGUCCCUGAUGGUCGUACUGGAAUCUAUUACCCUAAGGGACAAGAAAAAGUCAUUGAAGAUGUCCCUACUAAUGCUGCAAAGGAUUACACUGUAAAUUGGUUUUCUAUGCCAUAAAAUCUGUUGUGAUUUUCUUCCAUGCAAAGUAUGAUCGUUGUGGAAUCUUGAAGAGAAUCUGGAAGUAAUAAACUCUAAGAACUCAUGUGAUUUGUGUUCA